AUGGCAUCGUCAAUACAACCACUCACCAAAGGCGUAUAUGCCCCUUCAGGCCCUAAUGAUAUACGAGGUCCCUGUCCACUCAUCAACAGUCUCGCAAACCACGGUUAUCUUCCACGGGAUGGCCGGAACGUGCGUGUUGAAGAAGUCCUGGCAGGCAUGAACGCCGUUGGACUCUCUAAACCUCUUGGGGCCGCCUUCGCCAAUCCGAUCUUCCAAGAGCGUGCGCCCUCAAAAUUCCACGACGAUCAAGUCACCCAAAGGUCGCUUUUGCAGAAGUUAUGGCAGACAGUAACUGACCCGUGGUCCGUCCUGGGAAAAUUCGGUAUGCGCAAGCCAGGGCAGGUUGACUCUGAGGGUCACAGAGUCUUGAACUUGGACCAGCUCGGCUUGCCCAACACAGUUGAGCACGACAUAUCCUUGACCCGUCGGGAUCAUCAACAAGGUGAUAAUAUAACUCUUCAAAAAGAUCUCGUCGAGGAUCUUCUUGCUAGCUCAAAGGAUGGCAAGGUUAUCACGGUUGAUGAUCUUGUUGAGUUUCGCAAGAAACGCAUCGCUAGACAGAAAGAAGACAACCCAGGUGUUCAGUAUGGAGCAUUUGAAAACGAUCUCGCUUGUGCUGAGAUCGCGUUGAUACUAAAUGUCAUUGGUACUGGAGAUAGGGUCGAGUGUAGUUAUGCCAGGGCUUUCCUUCAACAAGAAAGGCUGCCGAUCGAUGAAGGGUGGAAGAAGAGGUCAUUCGGUAUAGUCAGCUUGAUCACCGAGAGGGACAAGGUCAAGAAGAAGUUGGGAAUGGAUUUCAAGUCUUAG
This is a messenger RNA of Fusarium graminearum PH-1, 807 nucleotides long. RefSeq lists its product as uncharacterized. Bases 1 to 807 code for a protein of 268 amino acids. Gene Ontology annotation, molecular function: peroxidase activity. The record is from RefSeq and is a predicted model, not a curated record. The transcript has a single exon. Lineage: Eukaryota; Fungi; Ascomycota; Sordariomycetes; Hypocreales; Nectriaceae.